AGCAGGAAAGGGCGGGCCGAGGCCGCCGCCCGCAGCCGCCCCGGCGUCCGACGCAGGCCGGCGCCGCGCGAGGGGCGGCAUGAGCGCGCGGCCGGGCCGGUGACCCCCGCGGCGAUGGACUGCGGCUUCGUGGCGGGCCGCCGCCGGCUUCUGCUCUUCCUGCCUCCCGGCCGCUGCGGGAGCCCCGGCAGCCGCGGCGUCCCGGCGCGCCACUGCCUGUCCGCGCUGCCCGGGACUUCAGGGGCGCUACGGCCCCGCGCCCCCGCGGCCGGCGGCGGCGCGUCACGUGCCUCCCCGCUGCUCCUCCUCCUGCUCGUGCCCUCCCCGCGCCUGGCCGCCGCCGCCUCCCCGCGCCGGCCCCUCGCGGACCCGGAGCGCUCGCGCGCGGGGCCCUGCGUCCCCCCGGCCGGCCGCGGCGGCGCCGGGAGGUGCCUGCGGGGCCUCGCCCCGGGCGUCGCUUCGGCCGCGGGCGCCCUCCGCCUGUGCCACAGCCGAGUGGCCGCCCUCGCUUCCUCCCGGAGAGAGCUAAGCCUCUCUGCUGGGAGCCUGCAGCUGGAGCGCCGGAGAGAUGUGGAGCAGAAAAGGGGGGACUUCGCCUCUUGCGGGAACAGGAAGCUCUACUUCGACACCCAUGCCUUAGUGUGCUUACUCGAAGAAAAUGGGUUUACCACGCAGCAAGCCGAAAUCACCGUCUCUGCAUUGGUCAAGAUCACGGACACCAACAUGGAUAUCGUCUAUAAGGAUAUGGUCACGAAGAUGCAGCAGGAGAUCACUGUUCAGCAACUAAUGUCUCAGAUUGCCAAUGUGAAAAAAGAUAUGAUUAUCUUGGAGAAGAGUGAAUUUUCAGCCCUCAGAGCCGAAAAUGAGAAAAUAAACCUCGAGCUACAUCGGUUAAAACAACAAAUAAUGGAUGAAGUGGUCAAAGUCCGAACAGAUACCAAAUUAGAGUUCAAUCUAGAAAAGAGCAGAGUGAAGGAAUUGUAUUCGUUGAAUGAAAGGAAGCUGCUGGAGAUGAGGACAGAAAUGGUGGCGUUGCAUGCCCAGCAAGAUCGGGCUGUCACCCAGACCGACCGGAAGAUAGACACUGAGGUCGCCGGCCUCAAAACCAUGCUGGAGUCGCACAAGCUUGACAACAUUAAAUAUUUAGCAGGAAACAGGAUUUUGAUUUCGGGGCUGCCCUUGCUCCUUCAGCCGGUUUUCCAGCUUCAUCUCUAACAGGACCAAAUCCCGGCGUAUUCACUUUUUCCCUGAAGUAUGCCAAGUACCUCAGUGGAGAAGUCAAGUUCAAGAAGAAAGGCUUGACUCAAACCAGACAUCUUGCUGGAAUUUGUCUCGGAACACUAAAAAUAAACACCCCGAGCCACAGCGGCCAUGUCCCUGCCUGGGCUGUCCCCGGCUCAGCCCGUGCCCUUCCCUUUGUCGCCGCGCUCAGGAUGGGAGCUGCGCCCCUGUGCCCCGGCCUCCCCCAUCCCUGCCUCUGUUAACCAUGUCUGCACGGGCCCAGCAUUUCUCUUCCGCCCCACUGUGCUCUGUCCAAACUGCUGCCGUCCUUUCUGAACAAAUCUAGAACUCCUGCCGAGGAAACCACGACUUUUAAAAUACGUUUAUCAGAUUUGUGGCUUUUCCAACACCAAAGCAAGACAAUGUUAAGCAGAAACUAUUCCGUAUUCUCUGUAUUUGAGGAUGUUCAGCCUUUCGUUGAGCUUUUAUUUUGAAAAUACCUGUCCUGCUGCAGAUUUACACUCAUGUUCCUUUGAUUAGAACCCAAAUCAUUUGUUAACCUUUUCAUUAUUUAAGCAGACGUUCGAUUACAUUUUAUUAUAGAGUGGGUAUAAGGUUUUUAUGGUCUAAAAUAAAAUAUGUGAUUGUU
Hyaena hyaena (striped hyena) is the source of this 1870-nucleotide messenger RNA. RefSeq names its product mitochondrial calcium uniporter regulator 1 (gene MCUR1). The record is from RefSeq and is a predicted model, not a curated record. Gene Ontology annotation, biological process: calcium import into the mitochondrion; positive regulation of mitochondrial calcium ion concentration. NCBI's taxonomy places the organism in Eukaryota, Metazoa, Chordata, Mammalia, Carnivora, Hyaenidae. Bases 115 to 1215 code for a protein of 366 amino acids. Gene Ontology annotation, cellular component: mitochondrion; mitochondrial inner membrane. The transcript has 9 exons.